Messenger RNA from Grus americana (Whooping crane), 4992 nucleotides. RefSeq names its product aryl hydrocarbon receptor nuclear translocator (gene ARNT). The record is from RefSeq and is a predicted model, not a curated record. NCBI's taxonomy places the organism in Eukaryota, Metazoa, Chordata, Aves, Gruiformes, Gruidae. Gene Ontology annotation, molecular function: RNA polymerase II cis-regulatory region sequence-specific DNA binding; protein dimerization activity; DNA-binding transcription factor activity, RNA polymerase II-specific. Gene Ontology annotation, biological process: regulation of transcription by RNA polymerase II. Gene Ontology annotation, cellular component: transcription regulator complex; cytoplasm; aryl hydrocarbon receptor complex.
GCAGGUUAGGCUGCGCGGUAGCGCAGAGGGUUUUCCUGUGCCGCCAUCUUGGCAGUGGCGCUGAGGAGGGAGGCGGGGGGCGGCUGUUGCCCGCGCCGGCCAUGGCAGCUACCGCCGCUAACCCGGAAAUGGCAUCAGAUGUUUCCUCACUGGGUGCAGCCGUCAGCUCCGGGAACCCUGGCCCUGGUGCACAAGCUGGAGGAGCCAUUGCUCAGAGAGCCAACAAGAGGCGUCCUGGGCUUGAUUUUGAUGAUGACGGAGAAGGGAACAGUAAAUUCCUCAGAUGCGACGAUGACCCGAUGCCAAACGAUAAGGAGAGAUUUGCCAGGUCUGAUGAUGAACAGAGUUCAGCGGAUAAGGAGAGACUUGCCAGGGAAAAUCACAGCGAGAUUGAACGUAGGCGAAGGAACAAGAUGACUGCCUACAUCACAGAGCUGUCAGACAUGGUGCCCACCUGCAGUGCCCUGGCCCGCAAACCAGACAAGCUCACCAUCUUGCGCAUGGCUGUCUCUCACAUGAAGUCCCUGCGUGGCACAGGCAACACCUCCACUGACGGCACCUACAAACCCUCCUUUCUCACUGACCAGGAACUCAAACACCUGAUCCUAGAGGCAGCCGACGGCUUUCUGUUCAUAGUGUCCUGUGAGACCGGGAGGGUGGUGUAUGUCUCCGAUUCCGUGACUCCCGUCCUGAACCAGCCGCAGUCGGAGUGGUUUGGCAGCACCCUCUAUGACCAGGUGCACCCGGACGACGUGGGCAAGCUGAGGGAGCAGCUGUCCACUUCGGAGAACGCGCUGACAGAAGGAACCAAACCCUGGUGCCUUUCUAACAAGGAUUCUGCAGCCCCCCCCGAGAUUGCAUCUAAAGGUCGCAUCCUAGAUUUAAAGACGGGGACUGUCAAGAAGGAAGGCCAGCAGUCCAUGAGGAUGUGCAUGGGUUCACGAAGAUCUUUCAUCUGUCGAAUGAGGUGUGGCAACAGCUCAGUGGAUCCGGUCUCUGUAAAUCGUCUCAGCUUUAUGAGGAAUCGCUGCAGGAAUGGCUUAGGUGCAGCAAAAGACGGCGAACCUCACUACGUUGUGGUGCACUGCACAGGCUACAUAAAGGCCUGGCCCCCUGCAGGUGUUUCGCUGCCUGAUGAUGACCCGGACGCUGGCCAGGACAGCAAGUUUUGCCUCGUGGCUAUUGGCAGGCUCCAGGUCACCAGCUCGCCCAACUGCACAGACAUGAACAACGUUUGUCAGCCAACAGAGUUCAUCUCCCGACACAACACCGAAGGCAUUUUCACCUUCAUCGAUCACCGCUGUGUGGCUACGGUUGGCUACCAGCCACAGGAACUUCUGGGGAAAGACAUUGUGGAUUUCUGCCACCCAGAAGACCAACAGCUUUUGCGGGACAGCUUUCAGCAGGUGGUGAAGUUAAAAGGCCAGGUUCUGUCAGUCAUGUUCCGAUUCCGAUCCAAAAACCGGGAAUGGCUCUGGAUGAGAACCAGCUCCUUUACCUUCCAGAACCCCUACUCGGAUGAAAUUGAGUACAUCAUCUGUACCAACACCAACGUCAAGAACUCGAGCCAGGAGUCUCGGCCUGCCCUGUCAAACUCAAUGCAGAGGCCCCAGCUGGGGCAGAGUGUCAGCCUUCCCCUGGAGAUGGGCACGGCACAGCUGCCCCCAAGGCAGCAGCAGCCGCCACAACAGACAGAGCUGGAAGUGGUCCCAGGAAGAGAGAGCCUGUCUGGUUACGACCACUCACAGGUUCCCGUCCAGGCUGUGAGCGCUGCCGGCCCGGAGCACAGCAAGCCCUUGGAGAAGGCAGAAAGUCUUUUUAACCAGGAGCGGGACCCAAGGUUCAGCGAAAUCUACAGCAGCAUCAGUACAGACCAGAACAAAGCCAUUCCUGCCAGCACGGUGCCCGCCAACCAGCCCCUCUUUACGCAGGGAAACACUUUCACCCCAUCGCGCCCUGCUGAGAACUUCAGGAGCAGCAGCAUGGUACCUCCUGUGAACAUUAUCCAGCAACAGCCGCCCUCGUCAGCGGGCCGGAUCUUAGCGCAGAUUUCCCGCCACCCCAACCCCGCUCAGGUCAGCGGAACCAACUGGGCUCCCGGGACGCGGCCAGCGUUCACGCCCCAGCAAGUGGCAUCCCAGACGGUGAAGAGUCGUCCCCCGUCCUUCGGCAUGGGGACUUUCCAAGGCACGCCGUCCUCCUUCAGCCCCAUGACAGCGCCUGCCUCUACGGCUUCCCCGACGGGGGCCGCUUACCCGAACCUUGCCAGCCGUGGCACGGGCUUCACCGCAGAGGCAGCGCAGACCCCCGCUCCGUUCCAGACACGGGCAGCCGAAGGUGUGGGGAUGUGGCCGCAGUGGCAAGGACAGCACCACGGCCCGGCAUCUGGGGAGCAGCACGUGCAGCAGCCGCAGCCAAACCAGCCUGAGGUCUUCUCAGACAUGCUGACGAUGCUGGGAGACCAAGGACCCAACUACAACAACGAAGAGUUCCCCGAGUUGAAUAUAUUCCCUUCUUUUUCAGAAUAAAAUAAGCCCUCGGGGAAGCAAAUCAUAGCUCUUAUAAUAUCCAUGUGUAAAGGAAAACACCUAAGUCUUUUUUUCAAAGACUGCUGAACUUUCUGAAUACUUCCUACCUUCUGGAGGUGAAACUCUGCCCGACAGCCCGGAGGAUGGACGUUGUGGUUUUGGGGCACCUCCUCUGUGUGGUGCUGGCAGCGGGGGACUGUUCGCCCGGAGGCUUCAGGACUCGAGUGCUGUGAGAGCGGCCGUGCCCGUUGACCAAAGGCCCCGUGUUUCCGGAGCCGCUCGUUCGCGGCUUUUUGUUCUACGCGCUGGCUUUGGUCGGAGGGAUUCCCGUCUGGAUUACAGACAGCCCCUCCAAACUCAUAAAGGUGGCUUUUACUGUUUUUAUUUCAAUCUUCUAUACCGUGACUCUUUUUUUUUUCUAUAAAACACAAAAGUAUUGUAACUUUUUAAAUAUUGGAAGAAACUCUUCCAAAGCGUUAACCCUGCAUAACGCAAUCCUGGAGGAUGCUUGCGUAAGAAUCCUUGUAAGCUGGUUUUCUCGCUGGAGGAAGCUCGGCCGUCUUUAUGGAGGGUUGUUACUGCGUCUCCAGUCCGGGGUGCUUUAUUUAGAGAUUCCCGUGUUGGCAGGCACAUCGGGGUGUGUUUGGAUGCCGUCUCUUCCGUGAACCGUGCAAUGAAACGGGGCUCUGUACUCGGUGUGACCUACAAACUCCCGUGGGGCCCAGUCCUUCGUGUGAAUGACGGGAUAGUUACGAGCCAUAAAAAUAUUAUGUAUGUAGCUUUGUUCUCGGUGCGGCAGUUUUGCAGCUGAUGGGUUUCCGUGCUGCCGUGAACCGAUGUUUCAACAGGCUUUUUUUUUUUUGUCAGCUUUUAUGGCGGGGGCGGGGGGGGGGAACCCGCUCUGCGCUGUCCAUGCAACUUUACCACAUCUAGAUGGAGUUCCUCGCCUUCGUUUUGGAGCCGGACGUCUGGUUUCCCGCACACAGAGGCCCUGGAUGUGUUCAGGGGCUUGCCGAGGAGGAGUUGUGGUUUUCACUACCUGCUCGGUGUUUGUUCUUACGCUCACCGUCUCCUUAAAGAGCAGCUCUCCGCAUAUGAUGACCCUGUUGCCAAAUCACGAAAUGGAGGAGAGCAGGAGAAGAUAGGGAACAGAAUGAUUUUUUUUUUUUAAAUAUAUAUAAUUUUUAAAUUUUAAACCUUGACUUUGAAUCUUCUGGCUUUUUCCUUUGGCGGGGGGAACAAACUUAUGGCAAACCUUAGCCUCCUCGGGGUGCGUAGGGGCUGGACGAGCAGUUGGAUUCCCCUGUGCUGGCAAGCCUUGCUCCAAUUUCAACAGGAGAAUUUGUUCCUUGCGGAGUUCGACUUGGAAGGAAACUUGGCACAAUUGCAACGGAGGAGGAACGCGAAGCUUUCCUGGAAGAGCCGGGGUUUUGUUUUGGAUGAAAUCUGGGUGUUUCUCCCUCCUCCCGGGCUGGCCGUGAGGGUCCUCGCCCGGCGCGGGGCGAGGGGGGGACGUGGCGGUUGGACUGACGCCCCUCGGUGCCGCAGCAAUGGGGGAGACCCUCGGGAGAGCGGAUUUUGGGGUCGUUCCUGGCAGACCGUGUCCGUGGGGGGAGGCUUUGAAACACGAGUGUGACUGUCGGGUUUCAGCGCUCGCAGGGGCCCACAGAGGAGCAGGAAGCUGUCGUUUGUUUGUUUUUUCUCUCCUGCUUUUGUUGGAAAAUUGAAGGGUUUUUUCUCACUUCAUGGACACCACUUCCAGAUUUACCUGUGGAAAGGUGGGAACCUCCUCUUUGGGAUCCACCCCCCGUCCUUUUACCCAGGGAAAACACUACCAGCAAUAACCCCGACGGGCCCCUCUUCAUCUGCGGCAGCCCCUCGUGUCCCGCGCUGGUCCCGCUGCCAGGCUGCGGAGGAGCUCUGUGGCGUGAAAUAACACGACGUCAACCGUGCCAGCGUCCUACCGCAGGACGAAGGGGGCAAAGGAGGAAGAAAAUUCCCGUUUCUACGGAAAUCGAGCCCUGGGGAACCCAGUUGUGGUGCAACUCCAGCUCUGACGCUCCGUCCCAGGGCAGCAGCGGGAGCCGGACUUGCCUUGUGGUGCUUCCACCCCCCCCAGCGCACCGGGACCAGGGAUGAAAAGCGGCAACUUCAGGUCUGCGACGCUGCUGUAGCCCCCGGAAAAUUCAAGCUGCUGGGGAAAAGAAACCAGCUGGAGCAGCCAGCAAAUGCCGAAGCUGUUGGGAAACGUUUAUUGCCUUCACGUGCAGUUUUUGAUAAUUGUAUUUUUCAAUGUGAGGGGGGAUUAUUUUAUCGUACAAUCGCUUGGGGCAGGCAGGAGCCAAACCUCCUCCUUGGGGGGGUGGGGGGCUUGUUUUGGGGCCAGGGCUCCCUCUUGUUGCAAGAGGUGCAGAUGAUUAUAUGUAGCAGAGAUUUUACAACAAGAUAUUUUCCCUUUUUCAAA